AUGACGACAGCACACCAACCACCUCCGCUGGCGGACAUCCGCGUCCUUGAAUUCGCAGGACUAGCCCCAGGCCCCUUCGCGGGUAUGCUCUUAGCAGACUACGGCGCAAACGUCCUCCGCCUCGACCGCGCGCCCGCAACUGCAACCUCCGACCAACUAACGCGGCGCAAAACCUCGAUAUGCGUGAACCUAAAGUCCCCUGCGGGUCUGGCCCUCAUCAAAAAGAUUAUCCCAAACGUCGACGUAGUAAUCGAUCCCUUCCGACCCGGCGUGCUCGAAAAAGCCGGUCUCGACCCUGACAAGGUACUAUUGAAGUUGAACAAGCGGUUGAUUGUUGCGCGCAUGACGGGCUUCCGUCGAGAUGGCAAAUACAGUCAAAUGGCUGGACAUGAUAUCAACUACAUUGCUGUUUCCGGUGUGUUGAGUAUGUUCGGGCGGAAAGGGGAGAAGCCGUAUGCACCAGGAAAUGUGGUUGGGGAUUUCGCAGGAGGCGGCGCAAUGUGUUUCAUGGGCAUUGUGCUGGCGCUGCUGGCGAGGGAAAGAAGCGGCUUUGGACAGGUCGUCGAGGCGAAUAUGGUGGAUGGAAGUGCGAUAUUGGCGACUAUGCCACGGUUGGGAUUGAAGACCGAGGUCUGGAAGCGAGAGAGGGGUACCAACAUGCUGGAUGGCGGCGCGCCGUUUUACGAUACAUACGAGACAAAAGACGGGAAGUACAUGGCAGUGGGCGCUAUUGAACCGCAGUUCUACGCCGCGUUACUCAAGGGUAUGGGUCUUGAGCCGUCAGAUCUACCUGGUAACAGGGAUGAUAGAGCAGAUUGGCCGAAGCUCAAGGACUUCUUCGCAGCCGAGUUCAAGAAGAAGACGCGCGAGGAGUGGGAGGGUAUCUUCGACGGCACAGAUGCAUGCUGCACGCCUGUGCUAACACAGGGUGAACUUGAGACCCAGGGCUUCGAUCAACGGCCAGCCGUAACCCUCAAGUCUACACCUGGGUAUGCGAUACAGGACGGCGAUGAUGGAAGAUCAGCGGCAGAGGGCCAGGGUAUAGGAUUGGAUGGCAGCGGAUGGAGCGAGAAGGGCUUGAAGCCUGGCAACGGGGGCGAAGAUACGUUGAGCAUAUGGAUGGGAUGGACGAAGGGAAGGCAUUAUAUCGAGGACCAAGGAGGUCUGGUGUGGAAGGAUUCUGCAAGGUUAUAG
Alternaria atra is the source of this 1194-nucleotide messenger RNA. RefSeq lists its product as uncharacterized. Bases 1 to 1194 code for a protein of 397 amino acids. The transcript has 2 exons. NCBI's taxonomy places the organism in Eukaryota, Fungi, Ascomycota, Dothideomycetes, Pleosporales, Pleosporaceae. Gene Ontology annotation, molecular function: catalytic activity. The record is from RefSeq and is a predicted model, not a curated record.